Mya arenaria is the source of this 1947-nucleotide messenger RNA. RefSeq names its product E3 ubiquitin-protein ligase TRIM33-like. The record is from RefSeq and is a predicted model, not a curated record. Gene Ontology annotation, molecular function: zinc ion binding; protein binding. The transcript is spliced from 3 exons. NCBI's taxonomy places the organism in Eukaryota, Metazoa, Mollusca, Bivalvia, Myida, Myidae. Bases 1 to 1947 code for a protein of 648 amino acids.
AUGGAUGUAGUUCCCACAGGAAAGGCACAAAUGGCAUCUGGAUCGGCGCUUGACCGCAUCUACUGCCAGCCGUGCGCGGGGGGCGGCAAAAAAAUCAACUCUGAGGCCUUCUGUCCUGUCUGCAAGGAGUUCCUUUGUUUCACCUGUGCCCGAGUACACCGGAACCAGAAAAUGACCAAAAGCCACCGUCUCCAAGACAAGGACAGUUUGCCUACCUCAUUCCGCGAUGACAGUGAAUAUGAAAGUUAUACAGAAAUAUGUCAGCGUCAUGCUAAAGAGAUCAUAAAAUAUUACUGUCUUAAUCAUGAGACACUUCUGUGUAGCGACUGUGUAGUUGAGGAUGAGAAACAUCGCUCUUGUAAGAUGGACAAACUUCCGCAAGUGGUAAAACGAUUCAAGCAGGGUGUAGAAUACAACAGCCUGAAAACAGGCCUUGUCCAGACGGCCAGUGACAUUGACAAACUUUCUCACGAAAUACAUGCGAUUCUGAAAUUAGUUGACGAAGAAAGCCAAACCAAUAUCAAUGAGCUUCGCAAAUUAAGGAAUGAAAUUAACCAGUACCUGGAUAAAAAGGAAAACGAACUCUUGGCAGAAAUUGAUCAGAAGAAACGAAUAUCCAAUACAUUGAUAAAUGGGCUGAAAUCAAAAUGCACUAACAUGAAAUCAUCCAUUGAGAAACUAAAGUCGGAGCUACAAGCACAGCAUGACAACGGAAACCAGCUAUUAAUAGUAGGAAAGCGAGCUAUAAAGGAGCUAGCAGGUAUUCAGGCAGCACUGGAUGUGAGCAGGAGGAGUGAAGUUCCCCGAUACAAGUUUCACAGGAACUCUGCAAUUGAGCAGUCAAUAGCUUCUGAAAGAGAAUUAGGACAGUUGGAAGAGGGCGAAUCAAUGUCGGCGUUAGGGCAGCAACAACGACAAAAGCAGGCGAAAGAGGAACAACGGCAACAGAAGACAGUGCAACAAUACAACAAACACAUGGAAGCUUUAUCACAAAAAGGCGAAUCAACUUCGGCGUCAGGGCAGGAACCACGACAACUCGAGGCGACACAGCAACAACAGGAACACAUGCAAGGUGUAUCACCAAAAGCCCACAUCAUGAGCCAAGCAUCCUUUAGCCGGGCCAAGUUCAGCAGGCAGCCUGAAAUUUCAGUGAAGACAUCAUUUGACACCCGUGACUCCUUCCUGACCAGUAUGACCCUCCUGACCGGGGACAGACUCCUACUGGUAGAUCGCGUUAAUGACUCAUUGAAGCUGGUGAACACCCCUACCAACAAGGUGUUGUCUCAGGUGAAAUUGCCAGGUGGGCCGUGGGACCUGUGUCUACUGCCCGGGGACAGGGGAGCCGUAACUCUGCUUUUGGAGGGAAAGAUUCAGUUCGUAUCUACUCAGGGAAAUGUCACUCUGCAGGAUGUUGUUAAAGUAGAUGGACAAUGUCGUGGAAUAGAUUUUUGUGAUGACAACUUGAUAGUGUCCUUCUCCUCCCCAGGUAAGGUUGUGUUGAUGGACAUGAAGGGAAAGGUGAAAAAGAUUAUGGACAAAGACAACAGUGGAACACCUUUGUUUCAGCAACCUUACUAUCUGACAGUGACCAGAGGGAGCCAGACUACUCCGGUCAUAUAUGUCUCGGACUGUGGCACCAACACCAUAACCAAGCUGAGCAUAUCACUAGAUGUGCUCCAGUCCUUCCAAGACCCGACACUGAUAUCACCAUAUGGUCAGGCAGGUAUGGGGGACACCCAGCUGCUCGUGUGUGGGGGUCGCAGUAACAACAUCCAGUUACUGGACACGCUCACCGGGGAUAUAACCCAACUGAUAGGGAAGGAGGCGGGGAUAGAGGGUCCAUACAAUGUGGCUUACUGUUCACUGAGGAAGAUGGUGUUUGUAACCUGCAGUCAGUAUGGCAGACCUGAUUUGAAGAAUUUCGUGAAAGUAUUCAACUUAGUAUAG